CUUUCAUGGGCGGGACGAGUUUAUCUCAUGACUUGUAGCAAACGAGCGAUGGCUCACCAAUUACUUUAUUUUCUUUCGAUUUUGGCUACUGUGCCUUACCUAUAUGAGUGUGCUACUGGCAGACGUCUAGGAAAAUUUAUCUCACAUUACGAACCUCUUUACUAUGACCCGAGCUCCCUGCACAACGUUCAUCGGCGAGCAGUUGAAAGCCACAGCGAUGGGAAAUUCGCGUUUUCCGCCUUCGGAAAGUUUCAUCGGCUCAAGUUACGACCGGACCGAGACAUCUUCACAGGCGAUGCCAAAUUCCUUACCGGAGAUGGCAAAUCGAUUCCUUUCGAUCGCGAUGCUGUCGUGAGGGGACAUGUUGAGGGAAUUCCAGGCUCUGAUGUUUACGGUGUUAUUGACAAACAAGAUGGAUUCCACGGGAAAAUAUUGAGUGGAACGGAGAGUUAUUACGUUGAUCCAUCUUCGUGGUACUUUGAUGAGAAGCAAGAUUUUCCAUCAGUGAUCUACAAGGACAGAGAUCUGGAAUAUCACCAUGACUUUUCUGACAUCAAGGAAAAAGUUCCCUCAAUUCAGGUGCCAGAACGAGCUCGUCGCUCACUUUCCACUCAAGGCAAAAAUCGCGUUCGCAGGCAAACUGAAGAUUACCGGAAAAACGUUUGCACACUUGGACUUUACGCCGAUAGUUUUUUCACUGAAUUGUUCGGUGGGAAAACAAAAGCCAUCUUUCAACUUGUGAAGCAAUUGCAAGCGGCCCAGAUCAUCUACAUGAGCGAGUUUAACACCACCGAUUAUUACAGUCCAUACGGAAUAACGUUCCGCGUGAAAACCGUUGUUGCAUUCGAUAAAGAUGGUACACUUCCCGAUGAACUUCCAGUCCAAGUUAAGGACAAGAACGUGGGAAUAGACACUUUGUUGGACUAUUUCUCGACCAUGAAUCACGAGUCGGUUUGCGAAGCAUUCCUGUUCACCGAUCGUGAUUUUGAGGGUGGCAUUUUGGGUCUUGCAUGGAUCGGCGAUGGCGAUGGCAAAGCGGCUGGAGGAAUUUGCGAUAAAUAUAAUGAUUACAAUGGAAAGAAACGAAGUUAUAACACGGGGGUUGUGACAAUGAAGCUUUACGGACGAUUUACACCGCCGAGAAUAUCAGAAAUAACGUUCGCUCAUGAACUCGGUCAUGGAUUUGGCUCCGAGGUAAGCUUUAGGGUUUUUUAGUCUUUUCCCACAAAAAGAAUUUCAAUGCAAAAUGUCAGUUAUUCAGUAGAAAGAAGAAAUCAUGGGAGGUCAAAACAUUUAAAAAAUUGUGUUGUUAAAUAAAGGGAUUAGUGACCUUAUAUACAAUAAUUGCUAAUUGUUUACAUUUUUACUAAAUUAAACAUUUAAACAGAUGACGGUUGUAUUAAAAUACCAACUAAGUCUGCAUCCAUGUUGAGCAUUUUUACUGGCUAAAGCAGCCAUUUGCCGAUUAAGAAUCUUUCUCUUACAUGGACAUCUGUGGUUAGUCGCCUUAAAAGAAAAUUCAGUGACUACUAAAGCCGACCACAGCUAUAUGUUAUUGCAUAAAAGGGUGUAAAGUUCCUCAGUCCCUUAUUAAGGAUUUAUUUAGCAAGUCCCUAUUAACCCUUUAAGUCCCAAUGGUGUCCAACAUCAAUUUUCUCCUAACCAUAUCCAUUGAUUGUCAAGAGUUUUGGUUAUGAGAAUUAAUAAAUUGAUCACCUAAGAGAAAAUGCUUUGAUCUUUCAUCAAAUUCUCUCAACUUAUUCUUUAACAAAAUGUAUAGAGAUCAGUUUGGAGAAUUUGUAUGUGGAUGUUGGGGCUUAAAGGGUUAAUGGUGUAAUUCAGAAGAGGGGGACAAGAGGGGGUCUCAUCAUGAAAUUUGCAUUUCACAAGACACAAACCAAAUAUUUACGUUUUCACUCUUCUCAAAAACAGAGGUCAUACAAAAUGUCAAAAACGUUACGUUAUCCCCAUUUUGUAAAACAGAGCACUUGCUUCAAUUAAGUUAACUAGAGUUUUGCAAACCUUAUGAAACAAGAUGCUAUGUCAGCGUGCACUUCAGCGUCUUGGUUGUGGAAUUAAUUAUGAAUGCGGAGGAAUAGUAAGAAAUUAUCUUUUUCCGGAUACCCUUCCGUAAAAAUACCCUUACUUUUCUCCUUAUGAGUAUACUACGAGGGGUCAUCUCCGCCAAUAUCCUGUUUCAAAUUCUGUUAUGAAGAACCUGUAUGCUAUUACUUUUCAUCAAAUUCCACGUUUCGAUCACAAUUUUUGUCAUAAAAAAUAUUUGCGCACAAUGAGAUCUCAGUUCCACUUCCUAUAUCCUUAACUUCACGCUCCGCCAAAGUAAAAACACUGUGCGGCUAUAAAUUCCCUAGGGAAGCCAGCUGUAGGUGGAUCUGAGCACACUGAACUGUGAAGUUACAUCAAAAGACUCACAAGUGAAGUUAAAUCAAAGCACCAGAUGUUAGUUAAGGUCAUUUGGCCAAAUUAAGAGGGUGGCGCUGGGGUCUAUAAAAAACCGAAAAACCGUUCUAAAAAUUACCCAAAACCGAAAAACCGCGAUAGAUUUCGAUUAAACCGUAAACGGCAUGCAAAACCGAAGAUUUAUACAGCUCAAGUUUCACCAAACCCUAGUCUAGAUCUCAAACGUUGGUGAUAUGUGGAACAUGCGGACUAUACAAUAGCACAUCAUAAUUCUAGAUGUUAAUAUCAUCAAAGUAUCAACACUAUCUAUGGAUGCUAUGGUCCUAAAACCGGCAUAUCUGGCCUAGGACCCUCUAGGAGAAUUUACAAAGAUCCUCAAUUGAAUGGCAAUAGAGGACAUUGGGGGAAGUUUUGCGUCCGCGAAAAGCUCUCCAGGUGUACACCCCCAAUAAAAAUCCAAAAUCCCACAUUCCAGUUUGACUUAGAUUGACUGUAAAAUAGAAAUAUAUAAAGUAGCCAAACAUGUGACUGCACAGAGACCCACAGAGGAAUCUAACCCACACAGUUUGUUACUUUUUUGGGAAGGAAGUUAGACAGACCUAGUGUGCGGACUCUCAAUGUGGUUUUCGUGCACAUCAAAACCAAUUACAAGCCGACUGAAACCUUUCAACUGAUACACAAUGUACCUCGUGCCACCCUUCAGGGUGGCAUUAAAGACGAAAGAAUAAGAUUGCUUAGAACAGACUCUUCAAAAAAAAAAUAGAAAAAGAAAGCAUGUGUACACAGGCUAUUGUCGAGGUCAACUUUGACCUAAACAAAAGCAAAAAUUAAAGAGAGACUAUUAAUAUUGCCUUUCCGGUAUCACCCAGCGGUACAAGAUCUUCAAAGAAAUUGAUGGCAAACUGGAGUCUAAAAUAGAAAAUCAGCCUCUGCUGAAAACAAUUUUUGGGACCUCCGAUCAUAUCAGAAAAGACAUGCUUGUAAGAGCAAAAUUGUAACUUGAAGGCAGUUGAUAAUGGGACACAACCACAAAAACCACAUUGGGAGCCCGUGCGGGUUUGUUGACAUCUUUGACGUCCUUCCAAAUUGGAAAAAGCGAAAUCCACAUCGGUCACCUAAAUCCGAAAAACCGCGUUGUUUUUGCCAAAAAACCGAAAACCAGAUGCUAAAAAAGGGAAAAACCGGAAACCACAACGGACAACAAAACCGAAAAACCGAAGUUUUUCACUGCAAAAACCGAAAACCCGACCUAGAAAAUGGCCAAAACCGAAAAUCCCAACGCCCCCCUCAAUUAAUGAUUUCUUUUCUUCAAUUUACUGUAUCUUCCUUGUACGUGUAAACAAUCAAGGAUUUUGUACCUAACACGUACUAACCUGAAACUCAUUUCAGUUUACUAGCCCCCCCCCCAAUUUUUUUGACGACCAGAAUUGAUUACAGUUCUUCUGUAGUUUGGAUUCUCCAAUAAAAAUUCACUUUCCCAUCUGGCAAGUUAAGAACAGAUUAUUGAGUAGGCUAACAACAAAAUACACUGGCCCCAUAUAUAUCAUGCAGGCUUUAGGACACAACCUUUUUUGCACACUGGAGAUUUUAAUAGACUCUCAUCAAAUUGUUAAUGAUAUUGAUUUUUUAGCAUGAUCCUGCAACGCAGCAGUGUGCUCCAGGAGAUCCUAAGGGGAAUUAUAUCAUGUUUGACAAAGCAACAUCAGGAAUCCUUGAAAACAAUGACAGGUUUUCAAGUUGUAGUAAAGACAGCAUCAAAAAAAAUAUUGACCGAAAACGCUCACAACGACCAGAUUGCUUCACAAGUGAAGAUCAGUCAAUAUGUGGAAACAAAAUAGUGGAGAAGGGCGAGCAGUGUGACUGUGGAGAUAAAGCUACAUGUAAGGAGAUCGAGAACUGUUGUAUUCCUGCUGGAGAAGCCAAUCAAUGCACACUUCCAGUACAACAUCAGUGUAGCCCAAGCCAAGGUAUGUAUCAGUCACAGUGUUUAUUCUAGAGCACAGUUUCGCCCCAUUUGCUCGUUUUUAUAACCUACUGACACAAAUAAAUUGUUUUUGUGGUGUUUUUUUGUGAAGCAAUGAUUUUGUAAAAUAGCAAAAAUGAAAACAAAAUUUCAUCACAAGGAGCCUGGGAUGAUCUUGACUUAUUACCUUGUGAUAUCAGUUAAUAAUUGUCAUGCUUUCAACAUGGUGACCAAAUUGAAACAAAACAGAUUACGCUUCAUGAUUAAUAAUUCAACAGCUUCUUCGAAUGAUGUUGAUGAUGGACAAGCUGAUUGAGCCAUCAAAUAUUUUGGAAGACACAGACAGCGAUAAAGAGUUAAAGAAAGAAAUUAACGGCAAGAACAAAGCGAAUUGGGCAAACCGAGAUCAAAGAAGGCAAGAGUCAAACCUCGAGCCGAAACAGUCGCUGAUUGGCAAACAAAACAUGUCUGGCUUUAUGAACAGGGAGGAAAAAUGUUCUGCAGAACUUGCUUAAAACACAACAAAAAAAAUUCCAUGAGUGAGAAUUAAGCCAGCAAUUUCAGAGCAUCGACAUUAAAUAGGCAUGCUAUAGCAGAGAUCACAAAAAGGCAAUCAGCGACAAAGUACAAAGCAAAAACCUGGCACACAGCUUGGCGGACAGGCUGUUGUCAAAAAGGGAGAAGGCUGCAACUGUCGUUCUGAAAACUAAAACUGUCUUUUAGAAAGCCUGCAAUAAAAGUGGUGUUAAAGUUGAUUCCAAGUUGUCCAUGAAUUUUACAAAAUGUCCCCUCCCAAUAGUCUGAUGUCCCCACUUUUUUAAAGCAAACGGGCACCUGUCCCACUUUGCCCUCAUGCUCCUAGCAUCGGUCUUGUACCUGAAGGUCAAAAACUCACUUAUCAGCUUUCUCUGCAGACCAGCAUUGCCUGGCCAAAAGUCUUGGCUAUUGACUGACAAACUUUACACAUAUCAAGUGCAAUAUCCAUUGACUUUUUUUCUUAUUUAUAUCCAUUUCUGGCUGUUUCUUGCUGCUGUUGAUAAGCACCAAGACUUAACCAAUAGUGAUCAGGGCCUGAGGGUUUAGAAAAUAAUUUAACUUAAUUACCCUUUGAAGUCACUUGGACUCAUUCCUUUUUUAAAAAAAUGGGGUUAUAGAUGAUAAGGCAAAUUAGGUAAAAUGUACUUGAUUAGCUCCUAUUCAUGAAUGAAGGGCUACUUCAUUGAAAGAUAAACAGCAGGGGUCCAUGUACUUGACUAGAGAGAAUUGGAUCGGUGUCUGUUGUUGUGUUCAUAUGCAGUCAACUAAAACUAUAUGUGUAUUUAAAAUAUCAAUCUAAGUUGAAGCAACAAGCAAAUUCAAGACUUACAAAUUUUUCGUUCCUUGGUGUUAGCCUACUUUGUACAUAUUGGGGGAAUUACAUUAAAAUAUUGUUACAUAACAAGUCUUUCUUUUAAAUUUACGAGUUAUCUGCCUUUUUUUUCUGGCAUUGCUAAGUUGAUGAGGUGUCUGUGCUUUCAUGAAUAUGAUAUUCUAAAAGUGAACAAAACCGCUGAAGUAUUUGUACAAUUUGCUUUUAAGCUCAGUGCAGCAUGUAUGCUGUUAAAGUAACAAUAUGGGUUUCAAAGUGAAGUAUUAAUUUUCUGUUAAACUUCAGGACCUUGUUGUACAAGUGAUUGCAAAUAUGCAGGUCCAUCUGUCAUCUGUUCCAAAGCAACAGACUGUACCAAGAACCAAACAUGCAGUGGAUUGUCAGUUACCUGUGACUCCCCAGAUCCACUGGUUAAUACAACACUUUGUGACCAGGGCCGUCGUGUUUGCUAUUCCGGACAGUGUUCAACUUCAGUUUGUGAAUUAUAUGACAUGGAAGAGUGUUCUUGUACAGUUGAAGAGGAACUUUGUGAUUUGUGCUGCAAACAGAAUGGUGCAUGCACUCCAGCAUCUCGCUUAGCUCAGGUACACUGUAAUGAUACAAUAAAGUACUGUCAAACCCUUUAAUAUGGACACUGAGGGGGCCACAGAAAGUGUCCAUAUUAACAGGCUAUCCAUGUUAAGCGGGUUGAAAUUAGGGGAAUGUAAAACUUUCUUUCCCAUGCAAGGAAAAAACAAACUUUUUGUAAUAAUGAGAUGUUUAAUGUCUAGGGUCAUGGGUCAAGUAAGUUCAAAUCUUUUGCAUUUGUUGCCAGUAACUGUUUUGAUAAGUACAUAGGUACACGCACUGCAUAACAUUAUUACUAUGGUACUGCGCGUACAUUAUAGUGAAUAUACUUGACUCCCGUCGAAACAGACAUCUCAGUUAAGGUGGCUCGAUACAGUUUUUCAGGGUCAAUACCUGCCAAGUUUCAGCAUAAACUACGUCGCCAAAAACAACGUUUUGGAAAAAUUGCCACCACAGUUGUAUUAGGUAAAGAUGAAAAUUUGUUCUGAUCAGGGUUGCAACGGCAUCGGAGUUGUCAUAGCCACGAAAUGACGCUAUUACCUAUUUUACUUGCAGCAGUAUAUCUCGGCACUGGGAACUGUUCUUCGAAAAUCAUUCACGGGAGCUUUUCCCUCCAAUAGCAACCUCGAUGUUCGUGAAGUUUAAGCGAAAUCUGUAAGAGCGUUAUCGAAAUAUUUUGGGAUAAAGAUUUUGUGGUUAGAAAUACGGUAAAAAAUGAACAAUCCUUGUGUUCGGCUGUUAUCUGUAGAAAACAAAGCGCUUUUGACAUGAAAUUUCACCUCAUAGUAGUUUCAAUCGUUUUAAAAGCGUGUGUGAAAGAUCAAGGAGAUAGCUCCAGCCGAUUGCUAGAAAGAAGGGUUUGAUUAGUAUGUAUCGAAACACUCUUGUUAGCGGUUUUGUAAACAUUUUGGUCUACUUUAACAAAUUAGCGAAUAAUUUUUAAACCGCGCGAUAGAUUGUUUUAAAAAUUUAAGAUUCUUGAGAUUAACCUUCCUUUUGUAUAACUGUUUUAGUUUCAAGAUUAUUGAUAUAUCGUAAGGCAGUAAAAUAAGGGCUACAAUUCGUUACUUUUUUAUCAGAAGUUUCGUCAUCACAAGUGAAAGCCUCUAAGUAUUCAAGGCAUUGUCUCCAAGUUUCAUUUUCACGUGAACAGCAGUAACUAACAAUGCAUUUGAAAUAUGCAAAAAUGCUAGCUAUUGUUGUGCACGAAAAUAUGAAACUUGGACACAAUACCCUAAAUAAUGAGAGGCUCACACUUGUAAACACAAACUUUCUGCCAAAAUAUUAGCGAAUUGCAGCCCGUAUUUUACUACCUUACAAUAUAUCAAUAAUCUUGAAACUAAAACGUUUAUAUAAAAGGAAGGUUAAUCUCAAGAAUCUUAAAUUUUUUUAAAAAUCUAUCGAGUGGUUUAAAAAUUAUUCGCUAAUUUGUUAAAGCAGACCAAAAUGUUCAAAAAACCGCUAACAAGAGCGCCUCGAUACAUACUAAUCAAACCCUUCUUUCUAGCAAUCGGCUGGAGCUAUCUCCUUGAGCUUUCACACACGUUUUUAAAAAGAUUGAAACUACUACGAGGUGAAAUUGCAUGUCAAAAGCGCUUCGUUUUCCACAGAUAACAGCCGAACACCAAGAUUGUCCAUUUUUUACCGUAUUUCUAACCACAAAAUCUUUAUCCCAAAAUAUUUCGAUAACGCUCUUACAGAUUUCGCUUAAACUUCACGAACAUCGAGGCUGCUAUUGGAGGAAAAAGCUCUCGUGAACGAUUUUCGAAGAACAGUUCCCAGUGCCGAGAUAUACUGCUGCUAGUAAAAGAGGUAAUAGCGUCAUUUCGUUGCUAUUACAACUCCGAUGUCGUUGCAACCCUGAUAAAAACAAAUUUUCAUCUUUACCUAAUACAACUGUGGUGGCAAUUUUUCCAAAACUUUGUUUAUGGCGACGUAGUUUAUGCUCAAACUUGAGAGCUAUUGACCCUGAAAAACUGUAUCGAGCCACCUUACACAGACACGUGGCUGUUGGCUCCUCCUUUUUUUACUCCCUUUAUUUUACCCUCUUUAAGAUGGAUAUUUCUUUAAGAUGGACAGUCCGUGCCAAUCCCAGAAGUGUCCAUCUUAGAGAAAGUUGACUGUAAUCAAUAUUAUUCAAAGCACCAAAGCCUUCCAUACGUGAUCUGAUCAUGUUGCAUGGUCUGAUCUCCAAUCAGUGUGGAUUUUUGUUUAUUGUGUUGUUUAAGUGCAAAGUUUGCUGUGUAUACUUCAUGACAAUAAUAAAUUACGCAAGAAACAUUAAAUGACAUUACACAAUACAAAGUGCACCUCUGGCACUUAUUUUUUGCCUUACUGGCACCGCACUGGCCAUGAAUGGUCACCUACCUGCUAAAAUUUAGGGAGAACACUGGCCAGGAUGCAAAGAAAGUCACCUUUACAGUUUGCCAUUCAGGCAAGCUGCAGCUAGCAUAUACUAGCCCAAGGGUCAUUUUAAUUAGCCUGAAAAAUAACUUUUGAUAAGCAGGAUUGAUUACAGUUUUUCUGUAAUAUGAGUUUCGUAGAAAAAUUCAUUUGCUUGUCGUGCAAGUUAAGAACAGAAUUCACUAGCCCAACAUCCACUAAGUCCCAGGCUAUCAGACUUGACUUUCUUUGUAUGCUGACAUAAACAUUUGUGUUUAACCUCAUCCUGCUGUCUUCAAGUCCUGAAAGUGACUGUGAAAUUUCCGUACUUUGGGUCACUACUUACUGGAGUGAGAUCCAGUCUGAGUGGCAACAUUUCCAUGUUGCUGGGAAAUUCUAUGUGGAACAUACUCACUUUUUGCAGAAUGUUGAUUACUCUGUUCAUUCUUAGUUACCAAGUCAACUCAAGAACCUGAAACUUGUACCAGGAUCACCAUGUGAUGAUCUGAAAGGAUAUUGUGAUGUGUUUGCUGUUUGUCGCCGGGUUGACAUGGCUGGCCCUUUAGCGCGACUGAAACAACAGUUUUUUACUGUUGAAGGUUGGUAAAAUAUGCAGGGUUUUCAUUAAGAAUUCUAGUAGCAGGAGAAAGGUGUAACGUUACAGGAGAAAAUAUAAUAUUGUGAAUGCUUGAAUGAAAAAUAUUCAUAGGCUAUCGCACAUCAGCCGGAGAAUUCUGUGUAGUAAACAGAGAAUUCUCCGAUCUCCGAUGCCUACUUAACACCCUGACAUAUGAUUUUGUGUUUGGUCCUUUUACUCAUUUGUUUUUCAAUUUUAAGAGGAAUGUCACCUAUUUUGUUUGGUUCUUCAAUUUACCUUCUUGUACCAGGGUUUAGCCAUGCUAAGAUCCUGAAACUUGUAAGGCUUUAAGGCCACCUCAUGCAUAAGGAAACAGCUUAGCUUCACAGUGGCAGUUCAUGAGAUUUUUACCUCUCAGUGCUCUGAAAAAAGUAUUAAAUAUAUAUAAAUGCCAUAACCUGCGGCUUAUAAGCUCCCUACUAAUAAGCCCCCCCGGGAAAGGCUCAUCUACCUCCCUUUGAGUCCCAAGAGUGACCAGCAUCAAUUUUCUCAUAACAAUACCAAUACAUAAUCAGCAGAAAUGGUCAUGUGAAAUAAUAAAAUGAUCACCAAGUAAAUAUGAUUUGAUCAUUAAUCUAAUCCUCUCAACUAAUUCUUAAGGAAAUGUAUGGAGAACAGUCUGGAGAAUGUUAGCCUGGGACCAGGCUCCACAGUGGGGGAAAAAGGCAAACACCUCCCCAGACUACCUUCCGAUUCACUUCGUUUUCGCCCAUGCAGAUUUGUUUCUCCUUUCUCCCCCAAUGAGGAGCCUGGUCCCUGGCUAGGAGAAUUUGUAUGUGGUUAAACCAAAAAGUACAUCUGAUUAUAACCUCUUCCCUAAAAGCCCUAGGAUAUAUUUGAACAAUAGACCACACUUUCUAUGGGUUUACCGGCAUGAUAACCCACGCGGAAUGUUAGGAGAACAAGAGAAAAGCUUGUGAAUGACUUGUAAAUCACGAGCCCAAGGCAAGUGAUUUACAAGCUGUUCGAGUAUUCUCCCAACAUCCCAAGUGGGUUAUCAUGCUGGUAAACCCAUAGAAAGUGUGGUCUAUUGUUUUUAUAAAAUAACUUCAAGUUUUCUAUAAGUUUACCAGCACAAUAAACCAUAGGUUUUUAACCAAUCAGAAUGCGCCUACUGUCUUAGUUAUUUUAUAAUCCCCCCUCUUGCCCUAGCCUGAAUUACAUCCGAUUACUUCAUUAUUACUCCCUCAGAGGAGAAAACGACUCAAAGCAAUCAGAUGAAUUUCAGGCUAAUCUUGCCCAGAACCUACUUUCAUCAGCACUGCUAUGGCAUAAUGUUUCAAAGCGUGUUUCUUUAUAAUUCCAGUUAUAAAUAAGCCCCCCAUUUAAAGCUCUACUAAAACCCCUUAUGAAGAUAUAUGAGCCCAGGGCUUAUAAGCAGCAGGGUUCUUAUUAUAUUAAGUGCUGGUAGCUGGCUAAAAAAACUGGCUACGUGGAGAUUUGAGCCAUCUACGUUUUGGGGAAAUAGGUACAGUACAUUGUUACCAAACCACCUACUUUUACAUCCUAGCUGUCUGCUUAGAAACUUAAUCAGAACUCUGAGCGGAAAUCUACAAUAAUAAAUUAAAUAUGUAACUUUCAACAGGUCUAAAAGAAACAGUAAAGAAGUAUUGGUGGGCCAUCAUGCUUGGUACCAUCGCCUUUGCCGUAAUUAUUGCCCUCCUGGUUAUCCUGUGUGCUCGCUACACACCAAGCAGCAACCCUCACAAGGAAGUCAAGAAACCUGCCAAGACACUCCCUGGACGCAGGAGAAGAUAUCCCCCUCAGCGUCCGAGUCAACAGGGAACUUUGGAAUUGCAACCACGUGUAUGAAAUUGAAUACAAAAAUGCUGUACAAUUCUCAUAGGAUGCAAGCAGUAAAGGAUUUGCAGAAGCUGCAUAAUAAUAAGUUGAGAUUAGAGGAAUGUGCGUAUCCGGCCAACAGCACACUAAAGGUGAGUUUGAUUGAUCAUAUUCAGGAAUAACAGUACACAGAAUCUGCGAAAAAUCUCUUUGAUCACAAAUAUUGGAUCAUUAGAAUUGCUACCAUCCUCUAAAUUAUUAAUAAUUUCCACUAGCCAAAACAAGGUUUUUUUGUAGAGUUCAUUCCAUGUAUCCUUAUUCCGGAAUAUGGUCAGUCGAAUGCACCGUAUGUGGUAACCAGUGAGGUUGUAAUAAGACAAAUAACUUUGAACCUAAUGUGCAACCACCUUUCCCAAAUAUUACCAGAAAUGCGUGCCUCACAGAACCUUGUAAAGCUCAAGGAAAUGGCCCAAUAAAUAGAGGGGAAGGAAAGAAAAAAAAACACCACUUAACCGGGGUUUUAACUCAGGAUUGAACACACGAAAGGAGGGGCAGUGUAUGCGAUGAGGUCACAAUAUCAAACCAUUUUGAUUUCAAAAAUGUGUUGUUUUAACCUGGUCACCUUAAAGAAAUUUUGCCAAUAAAAUGCCUUUUGAAGCUAGUCAAACCAUUUUAUAGUCACUACGUGGCUGAAAAGAACAUUAACCCAAACUGCUUACAACUGCAGCUGCUUUUGCAGCCUUUGCUAAGGCAAAUAUCAGGCCACCACCAUGAAUGAAGUGUUUUCUAACCAUUCCUCUUUGUGUAAGAUGGAUAAUUCUCAGUUGACCAUGAGAAAUGCCCUUUUUUACUGAGAAUUGUAUUGCUUCAAAUGGUAUUUCGUGGUAUUAUUAGUUUGUAUAGGGUAGGAUACCCAUUCACCCAAACAUGCGAACAUACAACGUCAAUACAGAUAUAUACACUUUGCCCGUGAGUUAUUAUUCUCGAUACGUAUUGUUUCACAUUGCGUUCAAUCUAGUGGUGGUGUUUUUCGUCCUUUUCUUUUCCUUUUUUGCUAACUUUAAUGCCUUAAUUUUUACAGCUUACGUCGCUUGAUUUAUAUUGGUUAGUUAGGGUUUCCUGUUCUCAGCAAUAUUAGGCAAGUGUUAAAAAUUUAUUAUAACAUGAUAUAGGUUAUUGCGUCAGUCCAUAAUUACACGCCCUAAGGAAUUUUACAAAUUUUGAAAUUUUCCGCCGUGACUUUGCAAAAACUCUCAAAAAGGUACAAAAGACGUUUUUAGCUUGUGUGCUUUGUUUUCGCUUCUCACACCUACAUGAUAUGACCCUCGGAGAACUGUUUACCGUCCUAUCCACGUACAUAUAUGUAUGCAUAAUUUAUGCCCAAAUGGCACAGUCCCUUGAGAACGUCAAGUGGUGAAAGUUAGAAAAUAAGACAUAAAUGCUAAAAAGGUCUAUUCUGGCCCAUUAUUUCAAAGUUUUGACACGUGAUAUAGGAGAGAUUUGGAGUGACGUUUACGGCAAGCGGCAAACGUGAAUUUGUACCUCGUGGCCAAGUUUUCUCUUUUCUUUUCGUUCACAGUUCGUUGUAACUUCACGGAAAUCAGCAGAUUCAAGCCAGUUUUAUCCAAAAGAAUUGUUUUGAGCUGUUUGCAUCCGCUCAUUUUGUAUUUUGAGAAUUUGUCAACUUGAAUCUGACGUUUGCGGUAAACGUGACUCUACAUCUCUCUAUUUUCAACUAGCGAUUUUCGUAAUGUUUGGCAAAUUUCCCAAUUUACGUAAUUUUCCCUAACUUUCCUAGAAUUUUUUUCAAUUUUUGUAAUAACAAUUCUUUGCUUCGUAAAUGGAUGGCAAAAAUGUGUAAAUUUCAUAGCAACUUGGAUUUGUGGACUAUAUUUGUUAAUUAUACGACCUUUAAGGUCCUGGGGCCCGUUUCUCGAAAGUCCCGGUAACUUAACGGGCCCGGAAUCAUAUUUUUAAACCAAAGUCUCAAGAAAAGUAGGGUGUGUUCUGACCUCUAAUGAAGUCCGUUUUGUUUCGUUAGCUAAUAACUCUACUGUAUAAUUUUCAAAACUUUUAACACUUCCUUCUAAAAUGGAAAACAAAACAGCUUAACGGGCCCGGUAAUUACCGGGAGCUUCGAGAAACGGGCCCCUGGGGCCCGUUUCUCAAAAGUCCCGGUAACUUUUCGGACCCGAAAUCAAAUAUUCAGAUCGAAAUAUAAAGAAUAAGAGCGCGGGUCCUGGCUAGCAAACUACUCCAUUUUGUUUCAUUAACUGAUAGUUUUAUCAUGUUAGAUGCAAAACUAUUAAAAGCUCAAUCUUUAAUGUAAACGGAGACAGCUUACCGGGCCCAUUAAUUAUCAGGACUUUCGAGAAACGAGUCCCUGGUGUAUUUAUUAUAGGAGCAUAAUAUUGUACCGUGACAUUGAGGGUACUUCCUUUUGAAAUACAAGUUUUGAAUCUUUUCUAGUAUAUUUAACCAAAAACAGCAUGGAUCGUUUACUAUUUGAAGGAAACGUUUCUUGCUUAAAGAGCAAAUUUGAGACUUUCAAAGUGUUGAAUUCUCCAAAUGAAAGUAAGUUAAUGUAAUGCCCCACUUGUGAAAGCUGUUUAGCUGUAAAAGCGGUUUAAAUUUACGUUAGAGCUCGUUAUACUUGCAAUUUAGCGUAGCUAAAAACGCAUCAGUGUUCAAGCUCACUUGAACCAGUGUAGAGGUACUCUAAAACGGGACACCAGCAAACGUGCAACUUGUUUUGCAACAUUGCUGCAAAACUAGUUGAAAACCUAUGUUGUACGUUUUGCCACCCACUGCAACUGAAUCAGGUUGUUGCAAGUUGUGGAAAAGGAAAAAAAGGCAAACUUGUUCUGCAGCAAGUGACGUAACUCUCGUGAUUCCCGCAUAAUUUUAUCCAAUCAGAAGUCAGUAUUCAACCGACUUGUUGCAAGACAGGUUUGAACGUUGGUGGUAAAACGCUGAACACUGCUUUCAGCUCGUUUUGUAGCAAUGAUGCAAAACAAGUUGCUCGUUUUUGUUGCCUGUUUAACCGUAGCUUAAAAGUCAGUCGUUUCAGAUACCUUUUAUUUUCUUUUGGGUGUGAUUGGAUCGAAGGAGGCACCGUUUCUCUGCGCGAAAGUCAGGCCGUGAUAAACACGCCGGACUCGUGCAGUAUUCCUUCUCUUGAUUAUCCGAGUGAGACAACGGCGGCUAUUUGUAGCCAAAAACAAAAUCAUUUAAUGCAAAUCUUGUAGAACAAGAAGUUAAGUCACCGUUUGACUGUAGACUAACAAAUGUUCUUCUCAAUCACGUUUUUCUCCCUGUUUAAAUUUCAGUAAAGACUGGUUUUCACUAGUGACGGAGUCGGAGUCGUAAUCAGAAGCGUAGAACUUUGCGAUCUAGUGAAAACAGCGUUUUGAUUCCGCUUACAACUCCGUGGUGUACGAUCAAGUGGAAACUGGGUCGUCAGAUAAUGUUGAGCGGCAUGAAAUGGAGAGUGCAGCCUUUUAGCACCAUUUCGUCUUCUCCGUUUUUCCGAGCAAUCCCUCUUAUCUGAAUGCUUCGAGAGUAGGGUACUUUGAGCGUAACAUAUUUUACUAGAAUCUGUUUUAAUGUAGUGUAAUAAUUUUCUAUCACAUUAUCAAAGAUAAUAUCGUUGCUAGAUGUAAAGACAAUAUUUUUGCAGCAGUUGUCCUAGAAACCUGUAAGUAUAUCUUGCAGGAAAACAUAGUUUUCUAACAAUAUUUCCUUUCAAGUUACCCUGCUAGCAGAGCGUUCGUUUCUGGCAACGGUUUCAGCAUUAGUUGCUGGCGCCUACUACGCGAAAUACCGGUGGCACAAACAACUUCGUACAAGUUUAAAACCUUGCAAGAAAGAAACAAUCUGCUAGUAGGGUAAUUUCAAGUCCUUGUUAUAGCAAAUACAAUAAUUCCAAAGAACCAUGUUAAUAAACUUGUAAACCGGCAAAACCUGUCGUGAAAGUCCUUCUUCGAUCCCUCUCCCUCCCGUUUAGUUUUCACCAUACUCAUUCUAAAUGAAGGAGCUCGCUUUAAGUUAUAGGCGUAAAACGCUUCUUGCCGGGAAAGUAUUCCGGUUUGAGCCAAAUCGAGAACCAAAGAGUGAGCAGAGCUUUUUUCGCAGUUUUUCACUCAGUUAAAAACACAUGUUAUGAUACGCAGUCUUGAAGGUAGCAC
This is a messenger RNA of Porites lobata, 15308 nucleotides long. The record is from the annotation of a GenBank genome assembly. Lineage: Eukaryota; Metazoa; Cnidaria; Anthozoa; Scleractinia; Poritidae.